GCUGACCGCCCUGUGGUGAAUACCACGCCCAGUUCCGUGUCCAUGGUAACGCAAUGUCGCGUCCAGAACCUGCGUAAGUGCCUUAUAGCUGCUGCUGCUGCACGAGUGGCCGAACUUACUGGGAUUCCUGUCAGAUCACAUAUCUUUAUUUAUCAUCAUGAUAACUUUAACUUCACCAAAUGGAAGAAAGGAAGUUGUAACUGUGAGGAGAACGGAAUCUCUAGAUGUUCAUGGUAUCAUUAAGCACAAAACAACCACCACAGAAAGGAUAUUUGGGAGAGUCAAUGUCAUAUAUCUGCUUGAGAAAGCAAACUUGGCUGUGACUGUCUAUAGUGAAAAAAAUGGUGUGCUGGCCAAUGCUGUCCUCUUGGAUUACCCAAACUGGGAUGUUGUGGAUCAGGAUGAGUGGGAGGAAAAGCUGCCGAAACACUAUAAGGAGCUAUGUAAUUGCACACCUCUGAACACGCUGUUUCUGCACCUUUUUGUGGCCAAAGAUGAAUAUUCUGAGCAGUGUAUUCAGGAGAUCAUACGGGUGGUGUUCAAUACAGUUCCAUACCUGCACUUUAUAUGUCUUACAGCGCCACAGGAUGAAGCACUUGGUCUGGCUUUAGAGUCAGUGUUUCAGCCAACAAAAACCGCGUCUGAUUCGGCACUCGCAAAUCAGUAUUCUCUAUACGUGUGCCAUAGGCACAACCAUUGCCCACAGCUGUAUGUCCGGAAAGCAAGAGUGGAAGACCAUGAUGAUCUGAUACCUAUUUUCAUGCGUCACAAUGACACCCUUAAAGCUACAUAUGGAGAAUUCUUCCUUGCAGAACUGAUUGAAGCUCAGGAUGAACAGAACCACGCUAUUGUUUGUGAGGAUAAGGGCAAGGCUGUGGGCUUUAUGAGUGUGAGUUCUGAGAUUAAUGCCAGGCUGCUACAAGACUGCUUUGACUUGGGGCCUUUUCAUGGACUCUGCAAGCCAAAUCCUGAUGAUAUUUUAUAUGCAGACGAGAAGACAAAUUCUCAGAAAGAUCUAAUGUUAAGCAGACAAGACAGUCAAACUUCUGCUGCCAUGUUGUCACAACAAGAAAACAGUGAUCACAACACAGAGGAAAAGAUAGAUUUAAAUAAUGAUACAACUGCAGUCUCUACUGGAAAUGAUAUGAUGGAGCCUAAAGAAGAGGAGACAUUGCAAGAGCUAAGUGAUACAGUAAGCAGGGAUCCUGCUGCAGAUGAUGCCAUCCACACAAGGAAUUGCAGGGCUCAAGAGACCGGGAGCAAUGCAGCAGACAGACAGCAUCUCCGUCCUUUAUAUAAAGGUGAUGUCACUGCCUUCAGCAUCCAGCUGUUCUGUAUUGAUGAAAAGCAUGAGUCAAGGUCUGUGGAUUUUUUGAGCUUUGCCUUCAGCCUGUUUCCUGACAAAGACUUCUGUGUCAUCACAGUUCCUCAUCUGGUUCCUGAGUUUCCUCUUCUUCAAAACUUUGUGCGGGCAGUCCCUUUGAGCACAUGCACUUUAUCCCAGGAACUAUACAUCUUUCAUCGUGCUGCACUUAUCAGUUUGAUAAAAGUCAGAGCAGUGAGGAGCAAUGAUAUUCCAGCUAUCAAAAGCCUUCUAGAGAAUCUACAUCUUCAAGAAAGUAUAUUUGUUGAUUUGGAGAUCUACAACCAAGCACGGAGAGAUGAUGACGGGACUCCUGUUCAAGCUUUUGUUGCUGAAGUUUCCAAUCAGAUUGUCGGUGUUUCUGUUAUCAGAAAUGAAACGGACAUUGAGUAUAUUCGCUCACAUUACAAUAUUGAGGAUUUUAUCUACUUCAGUCACCACCAACGGGAGGAACAUGGGCACCUUCAUCAUUAUGCUUUAAAUCCAAUAUUUAUGAAUUAUGGAAGACAUUUCCUCAAAGAGAUCCUGCGGUUAUCCCACAAGUCUGCCCUGUAUUACCCCAUAUAUCCCUCAUAUGAUAAAACACAGUUUAAGAAUCCCUGUGCCCAUUCUCUGUCAUCUGCCCUUCAUUAUAUGGUUCCCGUGCGACCAAGACGACAGAUUGUCUUUCCUCUGGAAAAGCUUGGUAUAAAUGCUCCAUCAAAGCAGGUCUCAAAGGAUCAGCCAAGCUAUGCAUUAAACCACUUCAAUCGGAAGGUUACCUUAGAGCCAAAAGUGACCAUCAAUGCCCGCAUUGUCAUAGUUGGAGCAUCAGAGGUUGGAAUCUCAUUUUUGGAAACUCUUGUUUUCUGUCCCCACUUGAAGUUCAAUAACAUUACUUUGAUUUCACCCGAUGGGCUUCCUGAAAAUACACCAAUUACUUCUCAGGAACUUGGAUUCCUUUCUACCAGCCACUGCUAUAGUGAUAAAGAUUAUGCACUGAUGUCACUUCGAUCCUGGGUUAAUGUUGUGGUUGGUAAAAUGACUGGCAUAGACAGAGCUGCCAAGUUUGUCAUUGUUGCCAAUGGCAGAAAAGUGCCAUAUGACCAUCUCAUUCUUUGUACUGGGCAACAAUACCAGGUUCCCUACCCUACAGAAGUAGAUGUUCGUAGGCUUCUGACUAAUAGAGAAGUACCAGUGUCUUCAAAAAAGAGGUACACAGGCAAAAUUCCUUCAAAUCUAUUUACCCCACAGAACCGUCAGGACUGCAUAGUGGCAAUGCGAUUUCUGAAAGACAGUUUUGUCAAGCAAGAAGGUAAUGUGAUUGUGUAUGGGAAUACACUUGACUGUUACACCACAAUUUCUAGCCUUUUAUCCCUUGGAAUUAGUGGCAGUCGCAUCCAUCUGGUACAGCCAGCACUUACGUCGAAUGUUACUUGCUUUAACAACUAUGCUAUAGAAGAAGCUGUACAGAAAGCCUUAUUGACUGAAGGGGUAACAUCCUACUACAACUGCAUAUUAGCACAGUGGAACGAUGGGGCACAUGCAGACCCUAUAUGUUUUGCAUCAUUCACCACUGACACAAAACCUCUGAGAUUACAGUGCUCUGCAUUUUUUAACUUUUCUCAGAAGAGUGUAGACUAUGAAGCCUUCAAAGCAAUAAAUGAUGCAUGCCUAGUUUAUGAUGGAAGGCUCGUCGUUGAUACAGCAUUUCACACAAAUGAUGAUUCCAUAAGAGCAGCAGGAACCUUAACGAAAUACUCCAAUCGUUAUUACGCAAGUGAAUGGUCACAUAGCAAUUUCAGCUCAAAAGAAAUCGGUUUCCAGCUUGCCGCUAAUAUGCUUAAUAUAUUUGAUCCAACGCUUGAACCAGUCAGUGAAUUCACAGAGGAGUAUGACAGGCUUAUCCCAAUCUACAAAGGACCUCUAAUUCAAGGUGGUAUCAUUCCAGGGGGCUUCCAUUACUUAUGUGUAAAAAAACCUGCAAUUCCUUGUCCUUUAAAGGCUCAAAUGGCACAGGUGCAUUAUGGACGGGAAAUAGUAACAGGGAGUGCAGAUGAUGGAGAUUACUUCCGACUACACAUCAAUCAAUACAGUAUGGUGGAGUCUAUAACCUGCCUAUCACAGAAACCUUUUCCAGAGUCCAAUUACAUAUGUUUGUAUGGCCAUCAUGAGCGACUGCUGAACAAUCUUUGUGCUCGGUUUGAUGAGGGGCUUAUCAAGGACUUGUACAGCUACUUCAUGGAAGCCUGGUGCAUGGCCAUCUAUCACGAUCGCUUUAUCGAUUUCAAGCAAGAGGUCCGCGAGAUGCUAGCAGCUAAGCAAAGUGAAGAGGGGCCCAGUAUGAAGCAGUUGGCUCAGCAAGCAGCAGAUGAUGAGCUCAAUGUGAUGGAGCAGCCGAGACAAUAUUUGAAGAGAAUGCUGGAGGAACAUGGUUACAAGAAGCAAAUAGAGAGGAAAAUCCUGAAUUAUCUGAACUACAACAGCAACCACCUGUCCAUGUUUGCAAGGCCUGGAAUGAUUUAGUCGAUGUGUUUUCUUGAUCUACUGAUCUACAUGGGCCACAUCUGCUCUACCUGAGUUUGCACUGUACACGGUGUCCUGUAGGGGGAGCCUGAGACUAUUAGCAAAACUGCACCAAAACAACACUAAUAACAUUCAAUUACUUUAACUUUUAUUCACAAUAAAGAUUAUUGUGUCCAUUG
Xenopus laevis (African clawed frog) is the source of this 4047-nucleotide messenger RNA. It is a transcript of the gene cfap61.L, whose product is annotated as cilia- and flagella-associated protein 61. The record is from RefSeq and is a predicted model, not a curated record. NCBI's taxonomy places the organism in Eukaryota, Metazoa, Chordata, Amphibia, Anura, Pipidae. The coding region runs from base 158 to 3868 and encodes 1236 amino acids. The transcript has 27 exons.